Macrobrachium nipponense is the source of this 1206-nucleotide messenger RNA. RefSeq lists its product as uncharacterized. Lineage: Eukaryota; Metazoa; Arthropoda; Malacostraca; Decapoda; Palaemonidae. The record is from RefSeq and is a predicted model, not a curated record. The transcript has a single exon. The coding region runs from base 1 to 1206 and encodes 401 amino acids.
AUGUUGCAAAAGAAGAAUGCUACCAGCCAAGUUGCAAAAAGAAGAAUGCCACCAGCCAUGUUGCAAAAGAAGAAUGCUACCAGACAUGUUGCAAAAGAAGAAUGCUACCAGCCAAGUUGCAAAAAGAAGAAUGCCACCAGCCAAGUUGCAAAAGCAGAAUGCUACCAGCCAUGUUGCAAAAGCAGAAUGCUACCAACCAUGUUGCAAAAGCAGAAUGCUACCACCAUUUUGCAGUUGAAAAGAGCAGAUGCUAACCAGCCAUGUUGCAAAAGAAGAAUGCUACCAGCCAAGUUGCAAAAGCAGAAUGCUACCAGCCAUGUUGCAAAAGAAGAAUGCUACCAGCCAUGUUGCAAAAGAAGAAUGCUACCAGCCAAGUUGCAAAAGCAGAAUGCUACCAGCCAUGUUGCAAAAGAAGAAUGCUACCAGCCAUGUUGCAAAAUAAGAAUGCUACCAGCCAUGUCGCAAAAGAAGAAUGCUACCAUCCAAGUGCAAAAGAAAAGAAUGCUACCAAGCCAAGUUGCAAAAAAGCAGAAUGUUCCCACCAAGCCAUUUGCAAAAAAGAAGAAUGCUACCAGCCAUGUUGUAAUAGCAGAAUUCUACCAGCCAUGUUGCAAAAGAAGAAUGCUACCAGCCAAGUUGAAAAAACAGAAUGCUACCAGCCAUGUUGCAAAAGCAGAAUGCUACCAGCCAUGUUGCAAAAGCAGAAUGCUACCAGCCAUGUUGCAAAAGAAGAAUGCUACCAGCCAUGUUGCAAAAAGUAGAAUGCUACCAGCCAUGUUGCAAAAGCAGAAUGCUACCAGCCACGCUGUAAAAGAAGAAUGCUACCAGCCAUGUUGCAAAAGAAGAAUGCUACCAGCCAAGUUGCAAAAGCAGACUGCUACCAGCCAUGUUGCAAAAGAAGAAUGCUACCAGCCAAGUUGCAAAAAGCAGAAUGCCACCAGCCAAGUUGCAAAAAGCAGAAUGCCACCAGCCAUGUUGCAAAAGAAGAAUGCUACCAGCCAUGUUGCAAAAGCAGAAUGCUACCAGCCAUGUUGCAAAAGCAGAAUGCUACCAGCCAUGUUGCAAAAGAAGAAUGCUACCAGCCACGUUGCAAAAGAAGAAUGCUACCAGCCAUGUUGCAAAAGAAGAAUGCUACCAGACAAGCUGCAAAAAGCAGAAUGCCACCAGCCAAGUUGCAAAAGAAGAAUGCUACCAGCCAAGUUGUAA